This is a messenger RNA of Racocetra fulgida, 914 nucleotides long. NCBI's taxonomy places the organism in Eukaryota, Fungi, Glomeromycota, Glomeromycetes, Diversisporales, Gigasporaceae. The record is from the annotation of a GenBank genome assembly.
CGUCUCCUGAAUUAGAGGAUGAAGUAUUUCAUCAUAUUCAACCAGGUCUCUCCGCUUACCCCGACGACGCUGACGCAGCUGCAAGAAGUCUAGAUGAGUUGUUAAAGGUAGCUUUGGAUAAUGUUCCUGAGGAAUUACAGCAUUGUACACCAAUUGCUGUUAAGGCAACGGCAGGAUUACGUUUGUUGGGUCAAGAAAAGAGUGCACUUAUUUUGAAGGCUGUUCAUUACCAUUUAGAAACAAAUUACCCUUUUCCCAUUAUUGAAGAGGACGGUGUUGUAAUCAUGGAUGGUAAAGAUGAAGAAAAAUUGCAAACUGCUGCGAUAUUUGAUCUUGGUGGCGGGUCAACGCAAAUAGUAUUUGAACCGGAGAUGACAGUUGGUGAGGAAGUUGCAGACGGUGAACACAAAUACGAAUUAGAAUAUGGGGCAAUUAAGAAUUUUGCGGUUAAUAUGUGGCGUGACCAAAAGAUUGAUUCUAUAGACGUUGAUUCCGAACAUAUUCCUUCAAAAGAUCACGUUCCUCAUCCCUGCUUCCCUAAAAAUUACACCGAAACAUGGUCAUUGCCCAAUUUAUCUGAUGAGGAUACUACCACGCUUAUUGGAACUGGUGCUGGACAUGCUCAGUGUAUGCCGUCCGAAUUCUCUAUUAAAGAGCUCCGGGAUCUGACCGAUGAUGUGUGCGCUGGAAAUAUUAAUCAAUUCGAGCAUUUACCGGAGGCGAUGAAAGAACUUCGAAAGAAUCCUCAUUAUUGUAUGGAUUUAUCAUUUAUCUAUGGAUUAUUGCAUAUUGGGUACGAAAUUCCACUAGAAAGAGAGGUUAAAAUGGCUAAAAAGAUAAAGGGAAUUGAAACUGGAUGGUGUCUUGGUGCUGCAAUUUCAAUUUUGGAUCAAAAGCAAUGGUGUAAACCAUGA